CGUGAGGUGGCCGCGGUGGUCGCCUCGGCAAAAGUAGUCGUGGACUCGUCAACGCAAUCUUAAGUCGUCGUUGUCGUGUUUUAGUAGGCGUUUGUGUGUAGCUUGCGAAGUCCCGUCGGCUUGACAAGGUUUCAAGGGCGAGAAGGAGGAUGACACGGUUCGAGCCUCCAGAGGUCGCCACGGGGGCUACACCCCCACGCCACGGACAGCCCCGCAGCCAGCCACGUCGUGGCGGCCAACAGCAACAUCCGCCGGGCGGGCGGGGCGACGGGCUACGGCGCCCGGGGAACGCCAAACAUGGCACUGCUGCGCAGGCUAUCGUGCAAUUCUCCACCAGCACCUCUUCUCCCGUCUCCAUUCCCUCGCGUCGCUCGCCCUACCUGAGCUCCACCCCGAGCCCUGCCUCGCAGUCCCCGCCCUCCCGCUCCCCUCAAACCGUCCGCUCCCCUCCCUCCCGCUCCCCCCAAACCAUCCGCUCCCCUCCCUCCCGCUCCCCACAAACCGUCCACUCCCCUCCCUCCCGCUCCCCCCAAACAGUGCACUCCCCUUCCUCUCGCUCGCCCCAAGCCAUGCACUCCCCUCGCUCCCUCGACCCCCGCCGCUCCCCUCCAUCGACGACAAACGGUUUCUGCCAAGCGUCGUCUCCCCGGCAGGCCGGCUCUCCGCUCUCCCGCUCGCCUCGCGAAGGUGGCGAAUGGCCUGCUUACGCCGGAGCCAAAUUUAGCGAGCCACCGUCUCCGAGCGUGCUGCCACCGCCGCCCGUGCACUGGGUCUCCAGCACCGCUGGUGGCAGUCGCAAGGGGAGCGGCGGCGGCGAAGGCGACGCUGCCGAGGAUCCAGCGCCAAAGAGCUCUCCUGCGAAAUGUUUCGAGGAUGCCGGGGCCAAGUCCCAGAGCGCUGCGACGGCUACUGCGGCAGCCACGGCGGUGAUUGCUUGCGCGCUGGGCGCGCGCUUUCCGGCAAACAGUUUUGCCGCAUAUUUGCCGCCGCCGCCGCACGCCGCCACGUACUACAGCGAAAUGACGUCGCAGCUGAAGAUGUUGCUCAAAGUGCAGGCGUAGGAAGGAGGAGGAGACGUGAAGAGCAGAGACCGCGACCGACCAAACGGAACGAGACGCGUGCCGUUAAUGGUCUUUGCUCAAUUUAUUUUGGACUUGGGACAGACGACAACAUGUGUAGGCGUGCAAAAAGGGGUUUCAGGCAACUCGAUCCUUCUGCCUUCUGAAGGAAUGUGUGGGCAUCCCGGUGUGGUGACUAGAUUUUAAAUGGACUCUUAAUCGUUCAGAAGAUGUUUGAUCACUGUAGACAGGCAAGAUGAUGGCCUUUUUAAGGCGCGGAGGGGGGUGUGCACAACACCGUGUGCUUGCUUGUGAAGUGAAAAAGUUGGGGCCUUUUAUAUUAUAAGGCAGGGUGGGGGUGGGGGGGGGUGAAAUGUCAUAAGAGUUGGAGAUGUUUUGCGUUGGAAUCUUGUUUAAUCCCUUGCGAAAUUUGAUCUAAGUUGUCGCUAAACAAGGUCGACCAGUUGCCAAUCACAAUGUGAUUCUGUCUGUGGCAAUGUUUUAAGUUCUGAUGAAAUCGGCACGAGUAAUAACAUUUCUUUAAAUACAUUUUUUAAAAUCUGCAGUCGGGCAACUGGCCUUGGCCUGUACUGUGUGUACAGCUAUGGCAAAAAGUGCACUUGGCACUGACAUGUUGACUGCCAGUGUUUUUAUGACUUGUACGGGGAUGUAAUGGGGAGUGGUGGUCUGGGCUUUGAUGCACUGCAAUACCCAAAAUGACCCAGAUUCAGUUACUGGCCAUGGUGAUAUCUGAAUCUGGUUUGGGUCCUCCCCUAGGUCAACUCGACCUAAAUUAAGUACCUGGUGUGGUGUUGUAUGCACAUCAGUACCAGGAUGGCAAAAAAGGGCGUUGGUGGUGCUGGCCACACCACUCUCUUAUGUGCCGUCCCCAGCCUUAACAGGUGCUCACUGUCUGCACUGGGGCUGAGUUGGGGGCAUCUUUGUGUGCACGUUAUUGGCUUUGCUUGGUGUGUGCGUGUGUGUGGUAACUGCAAAGCACUGUUGUGUGUGCAUAUGUGUUAGGAAGUGUUUGUGUGCCAAAGAGUCUUCGGCUAAUCUUAACGCUCCCCAUUUGAUGACAAGCACUUGCCCAAGCUGCCCUGUGCGGUCACAGCUUCAACAUACCAAAUCUGGUGGUCCGUUUUCAUCCAAAUUUAUCUGUACAAUUUUUGGCUAAAUUGCAAAACAGCAACUUUUAAAGGCUGAAAAGCAGCAACCAAGUGAGAACCAGUUUUUUUGAUCCCACGCAAAAUAUCGCGAAAACGUCAUCUCUGUACAUAAACACGCCGUCCGUUUUACACAAGCAGUAACAACAGCAUUUGACGCGGAAGACUUGUUUAUUUGAAUAGAAGACUGAAGAUGAAUGGGGGGUGGUUGGGGGGGGAGGAAAAAUGGAUCGGCUUGGAAUCACCAGUGGGACCUUUUUUUCCUGAAGAGUUGGCAUCAAAAUGAAACCUUCACGUGCUCAACUUUAUCACAAAUAUCCUGACUGAAACGUCUUUAAAGAGCCCAGGUCAAGUGGGAUGAUGGAUAUGGUGGCACGCCAGCUGGUGCCUCAACCUAUUAACAAACCUGAAACAUUGCUUGCCAGUGGUUGGUACAAGCCACUACUAUCCUUAAGUUGGCGUUUGCCAGGAAUCGGUGUUGGCUUGUACUUGAAAAUUCUGUCUGGCGGUGCUUUUGUUGUUCUGUUUAUAGUUUACUUAUUACCUUGAUUGUCCGGAAGAUCGUGUGGACGUGAAUGCAUUUAAAAAUUUGGGGCCCACUUGAUUGCCUUGAGCUUUUGAUAUGACGAUUGUUUUCUGAGAUUACAUUAGCUUGAGGCAAACAAUGGGUUUCAAAGUCUGUUAAUGCAUUUAUAAUCGAAACGGGAUGUUCGCAUGGGCUUUGGAAGGCUUUCGUGCAGUUAGAAUGGAACUCUUAAAGGCACGUAUUUGACGAUGACUUUGACUGGUGUUGAUGACUGAGCCUUUAUUGGACGACUUGUUUUUUUAGUGUACGGUAUGACGUUUAGUUUAAUAGGGGGGGGUGUAUGUAGUGUGCGCACAUGUGUACAGACAGGAGCAGAGAAAAAUAUUGAUAUUGUAUAUUUUAAUUUUGAAAUCUAUUUUUGUGGAAGAUAAAAAGUUGGCAGGCUUUUUAAGUCAAUGUGAAGCAGCUGUUUUAAACGGUCGUGGAUGUGAGCGGCAACAUUUUUUAAAAGUGAAAUUAAAUUUAAGAUUGGAACAUGACGGGGGGGGAGAGAAAUUGCCACAUCCAUGACCAGAGGUCUGCAUUUGCAAACUGUCAUUUAAAUGCUUUGAAAAGCAUCGGCAGCUUGCGUGUACUGGUGACACCAAGUCGACCAGGUUACUGCCAGCCAGUCUUGCUCACACCUUGUGUAAAUAUGUUUUUAUUUAUUUUCUUCACAUCUUGCCAAUUGUAAAGUAUUUCACAUGUACAUAAGAUGCAUAUGAAGAAAAUAACUGGGGUUUUUUUUUUUUUACAAGAAAGGUGUGGAUCUUUUCAAAAAUGCGGAAAUGUAUUACGGAUUUGUGAUGGCCCUUUCAACUGAAAAAAAUGUGAAGGUGCUUCAAUUGAUUUGUCUUAACCCCACGCAAUUGGCCAGAUUUGACACUCAAACUGUGAACAAUCGAGGUGUUAAGGAACGCUGGUUUGUCAACCAAACCCUUAAGCGCACUGCAGAGACGUUUAACGUUUAAUCUGCAUACAAUUACAACAGGACUUGACCAGAUUUUGAAUUUUUAAAAAUCCCAUUUUUAGAAAUGAAUGCAAUCAUGAACUCGGCAUUCUAUCACUGUAAAGGAUACUAUCGUGAUUUAAUUUGCACCUUGGUAUCAAAUUGGCUACAAUUGUACAUAUGCCAACCCAAAACUAUUUGAAUCCAUCACAAGGAGUGUGCAGUAAAACAAAAAUCUGAAUUGGAUUGUACUUUAAAAUAGUUUUAAAUCAUGCACGCCCUAUUUGCUUAAUAGUGACAUUUUACCACAAUUUGGCUUUGUGUACGGGCCAAUGUACAAUUUGAGAUCUGCGCAGACAUGGUUAAAUUGAACCUGGGUGCAAUUUUAACACGAAUGCGCACUUGGAAAAAAUGGAGCCCUGCAAAAUGCAGUGAGCGUAUUGUUUCAAGCAAAUUUCCCCUUAAACUUUGGAAGAGAAAAAAGGAAAAAAACCAAAAAAAAUACUUCUGCCUAAUUCCAAAUUUAUUUUUCUUCUCUUGCUUUGCUUCUCUACUGUCUCUACAAAACAUUCGCUCUCCACUAAAUACAUUUACAAAUGCCAACCAUUCAAUCUAUUACAUUUCCAGCCAUGUUCAUAUUAAUGAUGUCGCCCCAACUCUCGCCCCAAUGCUUGCGCACCGCAUCAGGGUCUUUAAACUCCACCAGUCUGACCACUGUCCAUCGCUUCAUCCACUUUUUUUAAAAAUACCCGUUACGUACAUAGCUAUGUGUACAUUAUUGGUCACCUACAACAUCUAUAUUCAACAACAGUUGACAUGCCCAAACAAUUUCCGCAGCACCAUAUUACCGUAAGCAUUACACCACGCAACAUUCUCUCCAUGUGUUACCAGCAGUCGAUGCACAUCACUUGACAUGCUUCAACCACGACACACGAUCACCUGUGGAUAAUACAUACACACUUUGCAUUGCCAUUCAAUUGCACACGCCUUGCCAUCAGCAAACACUGCGCACAGUCAUUGUAGAUUCUGGUCCCUCGAUGCAAAACUCAUCCAUUGCUUUAAACACCACACUAACCCUACGCAUCACCUUUCAACUUUACACCGACGUUCAACUCUGCAAACAAUAUUUGGUUCUUUCGGUAAAGUCACGUAUACAGAUAAAGUAAUAAAUUAAAUUUUAUCUUUAUACGUGACUUUACCAAAAGAACCAAAGAAUAAUUCCUGCAGUCACGUAAGCUCCAAAUUAAGUCUGCAAACAUUGCCUACCCACUGCACAUACAACUCUGCCAUACACUGCUCACCACAGCACUUGCGCGCCUCUCUCAGCUGUUCAUCCUACCUCUGAUCUCCUGCUUACCUGUUUCACUCUGCUCUCUUGACCUCUGCUAACGCUCUCCCCUCGCCAUCCGCCACCUCUUGCUAUCCCCUCUCACUUCUGCUACCCCUCUUUGUCCCCUCUUGCACCCUUCCCUCCCCCCACCCCCCAAAUCCUCAAAAAAGCUAUAACCAGUGAAACCGGUACGGCUGCUGAUAGCGCUUACCUGGUUUGUGUGCGUCUGUGUGUCCCGUGUCCAUUUAUUAUCUGACCUGUGUGCACACACACACCACCACUGCUCCACGGAACACAUUGGAUUUACCACGGUAGGGUAGACGGCUCUCAACUCGCCGCGUUACACUUCCCGCUAACGUUGGCGAGCAUAAACUAAUAGCGAAAGUUGAACUUGUCAAAUGAGCAGACGUCUCCGUAUAUACCCACGGCCCUCUGUGAUUAUAUUUGGAUAGUAUUCUGUACAAGCGGAAUCCUGGUUUUGACGUGGGCAGUCGGGCAUUGAAUCGAUGCCUGGUGAACUGCCAAAUGAGUUUGUAGUUAAGAGAUGCCAAGGUUCACCAAGUAACGUAUUCAACAUCGGGCAUGCUUGCGUGCUGAUGUGCUAAUUUGGAGAUUACACGAAUGACCCUGGUCAGGAUUUCAACUAGUUAUCAAGAUUUAAUGCUAUUUGAAUAAUACAAUUAUGUAUUUCCUUAUUUGUAAAAAAAUGCAUUUUCUUUCAAGGUUAAAUUAAUCAGAUUACGGACAAUUCCCCAUGUGCGCUCUUGAGUUGAUACGCCACCUGGCGGAGUAAGCGCAGCGUUGCACCGAGUCGGGCAAGGUGGGGUGGGCAUGUGAUGCAGGAAGCCUGAAAAUAAAACCAUUCUCUGAUGCCGCCUUAAGGACAAAUGUCGGUGACAUUUGGGGCAAUGACCCUUGCGUGCACAGAGGCCUCGGAUUAGGGAUGGGGACUGCAGUUAAAAAAUUGGUGGCUUGGUGAGAUGGUUGUAGGACCGGGAGCAAGUGGAGGGCUUCACUAUUCUGGCAAAUUGCCCGAUGAUGAUGGAUGUAAUUACCAGCGAAACGUCGCACUAAAAUUGUGAACGUGGAUUCACUCUUCAACACACCGGUGGGCUAAGGUAGUGAACUUUUUGUCAAUGUGACACUUUUUUUUACCAAUUGGCCGUUUCGGGUGGUGGACGAUUGCGACAUUUAGAAAACGCGAUCGAACCCAAGAACCUUUAUGAAUAGUAUUGUUCGCGAAAUUCUACGUAUUAAACUGAGAUUGGAUGGGACUACAAGUUCAGUUUGGGUGCGUUUUAGACAAAUGCAAGCUUGCAAUUGUACCGAGAGGCAUACAUGCCUGCGUGUGUAGAGUUAAAUACGCGGUGUGCACACUUAUCCGAGGGUGUGUGUGUGUGCCGCAUGGGGUUGUACGAACAAUUCUAGAUUUGAAGCUUUCGUGACUGCAAGGAUUCAUACUUGUCGGUGAAGUCACGUAGGUAAAAAAAUUACAAUUCAUAAAAAAAUAAAAUAAUUGUAGGCACAAAUCUCCGCCUAAGUGGGUGCAAACCGGCUCCAGUGGUUGUGCACUCUGACACAGGAGGUGUUUGCCAGGGAGACGGGCGAUAAGGGCUUAUUAAUGAUCUGAAAGGCGCUAGCCUUAAAGAGACACGAGAACUCUCCGAUAAUUGGCAGGAGGAUGUCGGGACACGUGCGGGAGCUGAGCGAGUUCUUGCUGGGGAUGAGAGUGAAGACAUCUCGCCACUGCUGCUCAAGCCGUCGACGGAGCUCAACCAUCACGAGUCACGGCUGGGUGAUGGGUGAUCUCGCAUCUCAUGCCCGGCGCAGACGAGUCAAUGGGUCUGAUGGGGGUAGGCAAGGGUAGUGGUGGAGUGUGAGAAGCUGCCGAGGCACUGCAAGCCUCUGAGAAGACGCUGGGAGCAGAGCUGCUGAGGUUCAGGAUAGGUGAAGUGGAACUUGGAUCUAAGGGGUCGUCCAUAAAUGACGUCACGCGAUUUUGGCCAAUAUCUGACCUCACGGCGUCACAAAGUCAGACCCCCCCCUCAGAUAUGACGUCACAAAGCUCCGCCCCCCCCCCCCAAAAACCAUAUUUCUAUUUUGAAAAUAGAACAUGCUUCGAAGCACUUUAAACUAUUGUCGUGUGUAUUUAAUGUGGGGCUACACUGAUGUAAGAAAACAUUAGAAAGGUGUUGGAAAGCUGAAAUUUUUCAUAAAAUACACUUGAAAAUAUUCAACGUCUUAAUUAAAGCUACAGAUGUUUAGAAUAUUAAAUAGAAAUUCUCUUAAUUAUAAAAGAUUUAAAAUAAUUAUAACUAUAAGAAAAUACUAUAAACUUUGUAGUAGAACGAAGCAAAGUGUAGAGUGCAAUUAUAAAAAUCGCAUUCAUUUCACAAGUAAAAGCCCUGGUAGAAUCAUUAGAAUCAAAAUGUUUAAUAACAAUCAUUUUUUCCCCUAAAUUUAUGCUUCUCCACUCUCCCAUGAAAAAGCAAAAUGAUCCUUCAUUAAAUAAAUAAAAGGUGCCCUUAGUAAAUUUAAAUAAUCAAAUAGUUAAUCAUGAAAAUUAGUGUUAUAACAAUUCUGUUUAUUUAAAGUUGAGCAUUUUGAUGUGACGUCACAUUUCUCAAACCCUCCCCCCCACCGUCACAAAUGUCUUGACCCCCUCCCCAGGUGUGUGACGUCAUUUAUGGACGGCCCCUAAGUGACCGUGUAAGAUAGUUCUAGGAGUGCCUACAGCUGCUGCAAGAAUAUUUUUAAUAAAGUGUAAGAAGGUGACCUGU
This is a messenger RNA of Lethenteron reissneri (Far Eastern brook lamprey), 7848 nucleotides long. RefSeq lists its product as uncharacterized. The record is from RefSeq and is a predicted model, not a curated record. Lineage: Eukaryota; Metazoa; Chordata; Hyperoartia; Petromyzontiformes; Petromyzontidae.